Molecule: messenger RNA, 6717 nt
Organism: Porites lobata
Lineage: Eukaryota; Metazoa; Cnidaria; Anthozoa; Scleractinia; Poritidae
Source: the annotation of a GenBank genome assembly
AUGUUUCAGCAGUGUUUUAUACUUAUUUUCAUAGCGUUCAAGCCAGAAGGUGCCGUUGUAAACGAUAUGAUUUUUGGCCUCCCUGCUGGGGUAGGUAUUUCCUAAAAGGGUUCUCCAAUACAGAUGCUAUUUCUGACUAGACCUUAGACGUGUUUUUGAGCAUUCGUGGGGUGCGGUCAUGGGAAAAUAAAAAUAGAUUCAAAAAAUAAUAGUAUAAACGCAAAAUAUGAUUUCCAUGCGUCUGUUACAUGACAGCGUGCCGCCGGUUCAUAGUGCUUGUAAUUGAUACUAGACAAUUAUAUCACGUAGAUUAAUAAAUGGUCUUUUUUUGGUCAUAUCGGUCAUAUCUAAAUCAUCGUUUUCCUCCUACGUAAACAACCUUAACUUUUAAGCUGAUGUUCGCACAAGGGGACAGGUAACUUCAUCACGUCGUCUUGGGGUCUCCUUCACUUUCCCUAGGCUAAAGGACGAAUACUGAACAACAGGCAAACUUUAGAUUAUUUCUUCCCGAAAAACAAAGGAAAACAAGUUGAAGAAGGUAACAUUAUACUAAGCUAGCGUUAUUGGGGAAAUUAAAAACGUGCAGCGGGUUUACUAAAGAAGCUGCGUCCGGAUUUGAUCACUCCCUACAGUUUUAUUGACAUGAAUAAUGAAUGAAACCUGUUUCUUGCGUACAACACCCGGCAAGGAAAGUUGGUUCACGAAGUUUCUCUCAAGCUUAAUUUUUAAAAUCGUACACACUUGCAGGAUAAUAUUAUGGUUAGAUUAAGAGCCUUCAAGGCAAAAUGUUGAAACAUUUCUAACAUAAUUCCUUUCCAUGAGAUAACACUUUUUCAUUUGAUUUAUCUAGACUUUCAAGCUAAAUAUAAUUCGAAUAUUUAUUUCCAUUUUCUAGUGCUAGACGAGUGCGAUUUUCUGCGUUGUCGGCAGUUUCAGGCCGGACGCAUUAGCUCUUUAAAUUCUAAAUAAUACAAAAUCAUAAAAAAUAUUCUGAGCGCAUUUAAACUUGUUGAAGCAUAGUACGUGCGGUUGGCGCUCGAAAUAAAUGGCUUAGCUAGCCUUGGGACAGCCUGUAAGCUGACGUUUGAUGAUGGAAUUCCUUUCUUGGAAAAGAAAAGAGAGAGUGAGAGAGACGGAGGCAACAUUUAAACUAAACAUUUAUUAAAAGCAGUAUUUCACUACGUGCUAUUGGGAAAAAGAAGUAUCAACCCAAAGUGUCAACGCCUUUUCGGGGCGUAAUAUCCGUGUGAUCACUCCAACGAAUUCCUUCUGGUGGCCCGGGAGAGGGGGGUUGUACUCACCAUAAUGGCCUAUACAGGGAGGCUCCGCCCGAAAGGGGUACCUUUUCCAGGCUUCAAGUAUAUCAUGAAAGGAUAUAUGGGUUUUAUUUGUUGAAGUAUAUGAAAGGGUAGAAAAAGCAGUAAGGGGCAGUGUCUCCCCGCUCAAUUUUUCUGUCAAAUAUAUAAUCCCCCCCCCCCUCCCCCUCGGUUUGCUAAUGUACCUUGGACAGAACUCUUUAAGGUUGAUAUUCGUAAAGGAAACCUAAUUGACUGAAUCUUGUGCCCUUUAGGAAAUACUUCCUGGCAAUCAUAUGCUUAUCGUUUUAGAGCUCGACUCAGGGACGCCUUGAGAGCCAACUGUACGUGCCGGGGGGAGGGGGGGGGGGGUACUGCCAUAUAUGGGCUAUAUAGGUAUGUGUCGCUGUGAAGGGUAUGGUUUUCAAGCAGUUUACUCUAGGAUAGGGUAUAUAAAUCAGAGCGUUUGGGUCUAGAAUAGGGUAUCAUUUUUCAGGAAACUGAUCAGUUGGUUGAAGAUUUUAUCUAGACUAGGUACACAGCUACUCUAGGAUAGAGGGGAUUUGGGGAGUUUACUCUAGUAUAGGGUAGCAAAAUUCAGCUGAACUAGCUCUGGUAUAGGUUAAGGGUUCCAGGGUCCCAGCGGCACAUCCCCACCCAGAAAUUCCUAAAGUGCCCCCCCCCCCCCCGGGCGUACGUGCCAGCUCCUUUUCUAUAUUACCAAAAGACAAGCAAUCAACGCCGGUUCUAUUUUUUGCGAGCUUUGAGGCUUUUUCUCUUUCUUUCUUUCUUCCUCUCUUUCUUUUCUUUUUUUUUUUUUCCCUACAAUCCACAAUAAAGAUUUCAACUGUGAUCAACAUCAAUCGUGUUUAAUCGUUAAGCGCCUUAGAUUUAUAACUAUAGGUCGGAAUAAACGACUUCUGUGAGAUGUCCCGCCGUGAAAGAAACGUCAUUUCAUACAUACUGUGGUCAAUUCAUUGUACUUUAUACCAACUGUUAAUUAAGCCAUUUCAACGCUCUUAACAACUUCGGGAAUCAUGUCAGUUGUCACAGCAGUAAAUGCGAUCAAUUUGUAUUUUUUGCCUACUGAAUGAUCGGAUGUCAUUGCAAACGAUGGUGAAGGAUGAUUUAUGUUUUACAACCAACAUUUUGGUGAGACACUCUUAAAAUCUUUACUGUAGGUUGCCUCUUGGCUUAAGUCAGCUCGGAACUCCCCGUAGAGGCAUAUAAAGGUUCAUUUUCAUCACGGUUCCAGUCUUCCAUAUUUUUUAGUUAAUAUUUCAGUCCUCAGUGGAGAAAACUAGAGAGAAAGAACUAAUGCAAAACUAAGUCAGUUUUAUUCAGUAUUUCGCGACAUUUUACCAGUACAUGUAGCUGCAACAUUAAUUUAUUGAAUUCAUGACCGUCGAUAGGACUACGUGAGAUGGGAUGUGACGUAAAUGAUAAUAGCGAUAUUAAACACGGAUUACUUAUAAUGAGAAAAAAAAAAACAAUAAAAAAGGCCUGUUCAUUUCAUCACGUCAUAUGCACAUUUUGGCUGUUUUAACAAAAUGUUGUUUUGAAGAACCAAACCAAAAGGCAAUGGUACAGAUAUGAAUAAAAUUUGUUUCAGGGACGGAGGCAAAAUUAUUUACCAGGUCACAAAAAACGUUUGUGAAGGCCUAGUAACCCAUUUGGAUUAAUUGCUGUCCAGAAAAUGGCUUUAUCUCGUUCAAACGGAAGUAUUUUUACCCUACGUGUCGGAAAGAGUGGUGUUAAGGACUUAUAAUUCCCGGCCAGCUUUCGCAAUUCUGACAGUUCUAAUGUAAGCACCAGGAAACAAGUAGUUUUUCGUCGACAAAGAGCUAUGGAAAACACUGCUAAACAAAGACAACUAAGCGCCAGGGAUCCCAUUAGUUCUUGGACAGAUCUGAAGUUUCCUCAACAUUUCAAAUUUAUUUAUUACAGAAAUCGUGGACCCUACAUUGAAUAGAAUGUUUCCCGUGGUCUCUUAGCCCCCAAGGCCAAGACAGAUUACUAGACUAUUCAUGACACACGUCUGAGAGUUACAGGAAAGUUAAGCACAUUAUUUCUCAGGUUUCUGAAACUCGUGAUUAAGACUACCACGUGUGACAAAGUUGUCAUCAUUUAUUAAACGGCUACUUCCUUUUACCUUACAUAGAACACCAGCUAAAUAUAGAUAUAAAUCAUCAGUGUAUUGGCACAUUAUACAGUAGAAUGCUGUAGAAACUCUUCAUAAAACGAAGUUUCACCUCCAGACAGAAAAAAGUGAGGCAAUAUGAAACUUAAGACCAUUUUUUCAUCGCAGGACCUUCUAUUACAGACAAGCUUUUCCUCACUAUGACGUCAACUGGGAGUUUCCACUCUCAAUCACUUGUUCUGUAAUCCCCAAUAAAAUCCUUCAAAAACCCCUCCUUGUGACAGCUUAUUACUGGUUGCCGAAAAGUCUGCACAGAACGUGGAAACCAAAUUAUCAGUUUACCGUUUAAAUCUUUACCUGGAUUCUUUCAUACAAGAGAACACUUCGGGCGGAGUCUAACCACGACAACUCGCAGGUUAGUUCGUGAAAGUCAGGCUUGAGUUAUCUCCAAGUUGAGGAAAUUGGUGCCUGAUAGUUCAUCACUAUGCUGCACGUCCUUCACCUAGCAAAUAAGCGUAAGCUCUGGAAGAAGAAUGAUUCCGAGUAUAGUAUAGGGAUUUCCGAGUUCAUUCCGCAGCCAGCAAGAGCACCUAUUUGCCAGAAAAUCGCGAAGAAGUCUCUCGCCCUUAGUUUACAAGUAACACUCAAACCGAAAGCCGUGACAAAAAGGCAGCAGUAAUGGAUCGAAUGAAAUCGCUUGGAAAUUGUGAAAAGAAAAAUAUUUUAUGAGCUACCUUUAAUCAAUUACUAACGCGAUCAGCAAUAAGCAACUGAUUCAUGACACGUUUUUUAAACAAAAUGAAUCGAGUAAGAUGCUUGUGGACUCAGGCAAAUAGAAGAACAGUAAAAUUCAGAUAAUUUUGUGCUGACUAAAGGGAUGUUAAAGGGCAUGAUGAUCUUUACUGGAAGACCGCGUUUAGACAUGCACUGUCAAAUUAGGGACAGCAAUAAUGUUUAAAAACCGCAAGACGUACGAGAAGAAACAGGAAGUAUCAGCAUUGACUUCAUGAUCGAUUUUCUCGAUUCGCCUCUCGCAACACUGUUAGCCACUAAAACUGAAAGAAGCUUUAACUGUCCGGGGAAUUGUCAAAAAUAAGAACUCAAAAUAAAUCCUUUGAGAGUCUGUCAAGUAAGAUGUCUUAACCUUUUAAGCCGGCUGAUAUCAACACACAAGUCCUUCUAACUAGUGCAAAUUUCUUCAAGUAUACACAGUGAGUUGGGACUAGAUGUCAAAAGAUCCAUACAAGAAUUUCUGGGCGGUUGCCUUAAAUCUCAUAACUUUUUUCCUUGAAUAUGCCUAGAUAUUGUGAGGAAAAUUUGACGCUAAUAAGCCGGUAUUAAAUGUGUUCUCCGGUAGCUUCCCUUGAUGCUAAUCAGGUGAAAUGAUUCUCUUUAUAUAAGGCAAAAACAAAACAAAAAGUUUUUUUUUCUCAAAAUUGAAAACCUUUAUUCAGCGUCCAGGUCUGAGAUUUCCUGCCUCUAGUUGGGUAGAAGUUUACCUUUGUAAACUUUCUUGGGUGUGCAGCCAAAGCUAUGCGUGUAACUAAAAUUGGAAUAAAUUUGCUGUUCUGAACUAUUAAAGUCAGAGUAAUACCGUUCAGUUCCACCGGCAAAUUCUGUGACUUCAGCAAGGGCCGCGAAGAUUACGAAACUUUUGUUCAGUUCUUUUCUUUUUCGGUUCCACACUCACAAAAAAUUGAUUUUUAAGUCAAAGGAGCAAUCUCUCCGUUGUUGGUUCAAAGAGGGACAUCUUUACAUUUGUAGGAAUAUCCAAAAGCAUGAGCAGUACGUUCGGCUUGAGUGAAAAAUUUAGUAGCUUAACCUACAAGGCCUCAUCUAUAUAUUUUAGCCUAUUUUCGGGUAAAAAUUUCUCUCCUCUUCCACUUCGCUGACAAAAAAGGUCGCACCGACUCCCCAGCUGCAUCUUAAGUUUCCCACAGAAACAGUUAUCAAUCUUUGAUUCAUCAGGGAGUUUUUGGUCUUGGGUUCCGGUUACGUAAUAGGAAACUAUUCUAAGAAGCACGCGCAAGCACUUGCAAGGUCAAAGUCGCAUCACAGACAGGAAUCGAGAAAAAAGAAAAAGGAACCCCAAGUCCAAAAUAAUGAUAAUGACAAUGACAAUGACAUUAAAAUCGCAUUUCCUCAAAAUGGCAUAGCCUUUCCACAAACCUCGCCAUCGGCUAAUCGGCUGAAUGGGGGACGUCUGAGAGAAGGCUUGUACGACAUUGACCGUCGUCAAAGGCGUUAAAAAGGCCAGCAAAACGCCACCUAUACCCACUUCCGUCCUACCAAGCGAGAAACCACAUAGGAUAAAAUUUUUAAAAUUCACGCAAGUCAGCAUGAGUCAGAGAGUGUUACAGAAUCCACGCGUAGGAGCGUUUCCGCGUGACGUCAUAUCCACCAUGGUGGUGUCUCUAACUGAUGAAACGAAGGCCAUGUUGGUGCAUCAAACUUAUCCUAUGGAAUUUGAACCUUUUCGCAUGUAAAAACUUUCUUUUGUUCCAAAACAUUUGCAUUGCUGCCAUCAACGUUAGUGAAUCUGAUGUUUUUCUUUUCUUUAGAUAAGAUGAUUCGUCAGGUUGUUAUGAUCUUCACCGUAUUGCUCGUUGCAAAAGUCACGGUAGAGGCAGAAAGAAACGUUCACCAGAUCAGGAUCAAUACAGAGACACGUUAUCAAUCGUGUAAUGACACAACAUGUGACUGCGGAAACACGGAAAGUAUCCAGCCCGUCAAGAGAUGUAACCAAGCCUGCGCAGAUGCUCGCUGCAAAGCACUGACUUGUUUAUCCGGGACAUGUCAUCAAGAGUGUCACAACUGUCACAUGAAGUGUACCAGCGACGUCGAUUAUUGCAGACAGCGAUGUUUGUCCGGAGCAUGCUCAUUCACGUGUAACGCCAAAUACUGCGUUCAACACUGUAAAGGCGGACAAUGCAUCUCUCCUUCCGAGAGUGCUAACAACCUGCUUUUCCCAAGAGAAUAUUUGGUCUUGUUAGCUGCACUUUUCGCACUGGUGGCUAUUUUAUCUUUUACACUUCUUGUACUAUUGUGUUGCAAAGGAAAUUGUUGUGGCGAACAAUCUAACUACCUCAAAGCUGAAACUUUUUCCGGUAGCCUCGAUAGCCUGGAUUCCGAGUCGUCAUUUGUAUAGUAGAAAACGAUCAAACAAUGCAAAACUUUUUCAAAGAUUUAGGAAAAAUCUUCCCGAGACGAAAGGGGACGAGAUACUCCCGUCAAUUCCCGUGAAGGUUCUCGAAUCCUAACUUAAACAACAAAAAAGCAGUA